This is a messenger RNA of Triticum aestivum (bread wheat), 1650 nucleotides long. Its product is annotated as putative serpin-Z8. The record is from RefSeq and is a predicted model, not a curated record. Lineage: Eukaryota; Viridiplantae; Streptophyta; Magnoliopsida; Poales; Poaceae. The transcript has a single exon. The coding region runs from base 47 to 1525 and encodes 492 amino acids. Gene Ontology annotation, molecular function: serine-type endopeptidase inhibitor activity.
AUCAAUCAAAAAGCAAGCAAGAAAAGUCGCCACGAAGGCACCAACGAUGAAACCACGAAGCAAAAAAAGCGCGGCUUUGAUGGAUCCAGCGACGACGAUGGCCCGGCCGCGCCAGAAGUCGCGGCAGUCCGGCUCUGGCCUGGCUCGUCCGCGCAAGAAGUCGCGGCAGUCCGGCUCUGCUCGUGUUGGGCAACCGAAACAGAGGGAUGCACUCAAGGAGCAGAUGUUACCUGCUAGAGGAUAUGAGUUGCCGGUGACCAAAAACCCGUCGGUGCAGUUCGAUGUAGUAGGGCCGACGGGGCAUCCUGGCUCCAGCAGCCUGGCAGCGCUCGCCGUCGGGCUCGCGAGGCGCCUUGCCGAUGGGAGCGCGGACGACAACCUAGUCUUCUCGCCGCUGUCCAUCUACACCGCUCUGGCGCUCCUGGCCGCGGGCGCCCGGGAUGCCACACUGGACGAGAUCCUCGGCGUGCUCGGCGCACGGUCGCGCAGCGAGCUCGAGAACUUCGUGUCACACAUGGCGGCGGACGCACUCCAAGACAGGUCCGCCUCGGGCGGCCCCUGCAUAGCAUUCGCGUGUGGCAUCUGGAGCGACCUGACGCGGCGUCUGAAGCCGGCCUUCCGUGAGGCCGUCGUGGGCACGUACAAGGCCGAGGCCAGCACCGUCGACUUCCGCGGCGCUCCGGAGGCGGCACGGAAGCAGAUCAACGCGUGGGCGGCUCAGGUGACGAGGAACCUCAUCGACUCGGUCCUCCCGGCGGGGUCGAUAAGCCGGGCGACCCAGGUCGUGCUCGGCAACGCCAUGUACUUCAAGGGCAAGUGGCAGGACCAGCCGUUCGACAAGAGGUACACCGCACACAAGCCCUUCCACCGGCUCGACCACAGCCAGGUCGACGUGCCCUUCAUGCAGAGCUGGAAGUCACAGUUCGUCGCCGUGCACGACGGGUUCAAGGUACUCAUGCUCCAGUACAAGAUGGCGGCGCCAAAUUACCAGGAACAGGCGCCCUCUAACUCUGAUCGUCGCGGGUAUACGCAGUUCUCGAUGUGCAUCUUCCUCCCGGACGCCCACGAUGGCCUGCUGGGGCUUCUGGACACGAUAGCGUCCCGGCAUGGGUUCCUGCAGGACCACCUGCCGCGGCAGCGGAUCGCCCUCGGCGAGUUUCGGGUGCCAAAGUUCAAGCUGUCCUUCCACAGCAGCGUCGUCGCCAUCCUCAAGAAGCUGGGGCUCGCGCUGCCAUUCUGCCUGGAAGGCGACCUAUCUGACAUGGUGGAGGACGACGGCUCUGGCUUGCCGAUUGUAGUGGAGGAUGUCAUCCACAAGGCCGUCGUCGAGGUAAAUGAGGAAGGUACUGAAGCCGCCGCCGCUACUAUGGUCAGGAAGGGUAUUGGAUGCGCACCAAGGGGGAGGAGGCCGCCGCCUCCAGAAGUGGAUUUCAUUGCCGAUCAUCCGUUUGCUUACUACAUGGUGGAGGAGGCGACCGGCGCAGUUGUCUUUGCGGGGCAUGUCCUCGACCCCUCCAAGGAGUAAUAAAUAGCUAGCUGUUGGGUUCAACGAAUACAUUCUAUUUUCCUAAUUUUGAUUUCAGAACUGCUUUUUAUACGAGCGCUACUUGUGCUAUGAUGAAUUUAUACGGAUGAAUAUUUAUCACCUCA